GUAUCAGAGAUACUUCAACAUGUAAGCUGAACUCACUACUAGGAACCUUGUUGCAUGAUAUCCCCGGAAGCCCCGUCAUUCGUUUAUGUUAUGCUCACAACGAGACGCGGGCAUAUCAAAGGUCCACGGCCGGAUCCAGCACGGGCCUCGUCUUCGCCAUGUACAAUAUCGGAUCCGUGGCGGCCGUCUUCUUCACGGGGCCGGUCAACGACUACUUCGGCCGGCGCGUUGGCAUGUUUGUCGGCGCGCUGCUCGUGGUCGUCGGGACGUGCGUGCAGGCGCCGAGCACACACCAGGGCCAGUUCCUGGCGGGCCGCUUCGUGCUGGGGUUCGGCGUCAGCUUCGCAUGCGUCUCGGCGCCGUGCUACGUGUCGGAGAUGGCGCAUCCCCGGUGGCGCGGCACGCUGACGGGGCUGUACAACUGCACGUGGUACAUCGGCAGCAUCAUCGCGUCGUGGGUCGUUUACGGCUGCGCCUUCAUCGACAGCCUGGACGCGUGGCGCAUCCCCAUCUGGUGCCAGAUGGUCACGUCGGGCAUCGUGUGCCUGGGCGUGUUCUGGCUGCCCGAGAGCCCGCGGUGGCUGAUGGCGCAGGACCGGCACGACCAGGCCGCGCGCGUGCUGGCCGCGUACCACGGCGAGGGCCGGCUCGACCACCCGAUGGUGCGGCUGCAGAUGCGCGAGAUGCUGAGCCAGAUCUCGACCGAGGCGUCCGACAAGAAGUGGUACGACUACCACGAGCUGUGGAACACGCACUCGGCGCGGCGGCGGCUGGUCUGCGUCGUCGGCAUGGCCGUGUUCGGCCAGAUCAGCGGCAACAGCCUGUCGUCGUACUACAUGGUCAACAUGCUCCGGUCGGCCGGCAUCACCGACGAGCACAAGGUGCUCGCGCUCAACGGCAUCAACCCGGCCCUGUCCUUCAUCGGCGCCGUCCUCGGCGCGCGCAUGACCGACGUGGUCGGCCGCCGCCCGCUGCUGCUGUACACCAUCGUCUUCGCCUCGGUCUGCUUCGCCAUCCUCACCGGCACGAGCAAGAUGGCCACCGACGACCCGUCCCAGACCGCCGCCGCCAACACGACCAUCGCCUUCAUCUUCAUCUUCGGCGUCGUCUUCUCCUUCGGCUGGACCCCGCUGCAGAGCAUGUACAUCGCCGAGACGCUGCCCACGGCGACGCGCGCCAAGGGCACCGCCGUCGGCAACUUUGCCUCGUCGGCCGCGUCGACCGUGCUGCAGUACGCCUCGGGCCCGGCCUUUGAGCGCAUCGGCUACUACUUCUACCUGGUCUUUGUCUUCUGGGACCUGGUCGAGGCUGCCGUCAUGUACUUCUACUUCCCCGAGACCAAGGACCGCACCCUCGAGGAGCUCGAGGAGGUCUUCUCGGCCCCGGACCCGGUCAAGAAGAGCCUGGAGAAGAGGAGCGCGCUCACCGUGCUGAACACUGUCGGCGCCGGCGCCGCUGCUGGGGAGGAGAAGCUCGCGGAGGAGAAGCUCGCGGAGCUUGCCUGAUAAAUAAUACGUAAGGUAGUGUAAGUACGGUACUUAUCGGAGGAUGGAGAAUUGGAGACGCUGGGUUGGGG
Messenger RNA from Chaetomium strumarium, 1576 nucleotides. Its product is annotated as sugar transporter-like protein. The coding region runs from base 159 to 1505 and encodes 448 amino acids. The transcript has a single exon. Gene Ontology annotation, molecular function: carbohydrate:proton symporter activity. Gene Ontology annotation, biological process: carbohydrate transport; transmembrane transport. The record is from RefSeq and is a predicted model, not a curated record. Gene Ontology annotation, cellular component: membrane. NCBI's taxonomy places the organism in Eukaryota, Fungi, Ascomycota, Sordariomycetes, Sordariales, Chaetomiaceae.